This is a messenger RNA of Porites lobata, 18286 nucleotides long. NCBI's taxonomy places the organism in Eukaryota, Metazoa, Cnidaria, Anthozoa, Scleractinia, Poritidae. The record is from the annotation of a GenBank genome assembly.
ACCUUUUUCCUCGUUGCGGAGGCCGACAACUCAAGCGCCAGACUCUGUGCUUAAAAAAUGAAAUCUAUGAUGAAAUGCCGGCAUGUAUCGAAUGUUCUUCUCCUUACUGUUGUCCAAUGGCUGUGUUUGGCUAGAGCGUUCCCCUUCUGGCAUGGAAACAUCGCCUGGGCUCCUGUCGACUCCUCCAGUGACACGGUAGGAUGUACACUGCCUUACGCCCCACGUCAAUGUUUUAUCGUUAACCCACAUGAGUUUCUUAAGUGUGCCUUGGGGCAAAAACUGAGUCAUCAAAAAGCAACUCAAUGUAACUCCACCGACGUCUUUCUUGACGUUGACUUACUCUUUUUAAAGGAAAAAUUUACUGUACAGUUUAAACAAAAGGCAAUGUGCGCGGUUUAAGAAUUACGUUCGCAACCUUGAUUAGCAAUGUCAGGAAAUAUAAAACAAUUUACUCUUUCUACCUCUGUUUUUGGAAAGUACAGCCUAGCAAAACCACCUUCGAUUUGUAUGUGGAACUACUAGUUUCAAGUCACAACUAAAUAACUCCUUACCAUUUCAACUUAAUUCCCUGAACAAACUCUUUUUUGAAGGGAGGGGAUGGGGAAUUCAAUCAUUUAUUCUUGAAGGUUACUAAAGAGCUUGUUAAAGGCCUAUAUAUUUGCUAGAAAAAAAAUGGAUUAACCCUCAAAGAAGAAAACAGCGAUGCUCUGUAACCUAUAAGAGAAACAAAAAUCUAUCUAUUUUAGCUGCAUGUUCACUUACAGUCUAUUCGAAGAACUGACAGAGGAUCAUUCCCCUUCCUACCUCUGUGACUAUGAAAUGUCCAAUCAUCUUAUUACUUAAGCUUGAGUGAACCAUUUAAAGAAAGAAUCCAAGAACGCUUUCUUUAGACGGUUGAAUUUCGACUUCAACUCUGUAAAAGUCUAUAUCAGUCGACCAAGUUGGUUGGCUAUUAAAACUAUCAAAUAGACUCUGAUACUGGUGGGAAAUAGUAGUUGAUAAAUACAGGACAAUUUUUUCUGAAAAAAGUUCCAAUCUAUUGUUCUCGCGAGCUAAGCCAGUGACUAGUGCUCGGCGGCCCUUUUACAUGCCUAAGAAAAAUGUCUAGACGAAAGGCUUGGCUAUAUACUGAAAAACGAUACCGUAGCUUGUGAAGUCUUCUUUUUUUAUUGAAACUCGCUCAUUAUUGCAUUAAUUUGCAAAUAAUCUUGCAUAAAAUGUGCACUUUUCAAAUCAAAACGCGAGUACUUUAUCAUCAAAUCCGCGAGCAAAAUCAAGAGCAAACGCCUAGCAAUGGACUCGGUGCAGUAUUUUUUUUGGUUUUCUAUCAAGUUAAUUAAAUGUCAUGUGUAACGGUAAACAGGAUUUAUAGCAGAAGAUGCCUGUGAUGUUUCCAGACAGUUUUGAUUUUUUAAACAUGUGCUCAAGUUUACAUGCCACAUAAGCAUAGACAUUCCACCGCGUGCGAGAAACAAAGUAAAUUGUUUUUGCCACUUAGAAGGCAUUAGGAGCAUAUAUCUACCCGCCUCUUGAAAAGGCUUUUUGCGAAUGCAUCGAUGCUCUAUUUGGACAGGAUAUAGCGAAAGGUUAACUUUUUUUCCGACAAAUAGCAAGAAUUCAAAAACAACGCCAAAUGGGCGCCUUGAAGUCAAUAAAGUUGCCACGUUUAAAGAUUAAAUGAUGAAAAAUUAACAGUUAUUAAUCUGUAAAGUCGCGGAACUCAUUAAGACGUUUGUCUUUUCCAUUUCUGCGCUACGUGGGGGCAAAGUGUACUGAACAAACGUAAAUUUUCCAACAUACAGUUCGCAUAUACUACGGAAUGUAAAUAUUAAGAACAACAAGGACGGCUUCAAGCGGAAGAUAAAGAAAGGCUUUUCAUAAUUUUAUUCUGACAAAACUGAUUUAACUUUAGGUGCACUUGAGCUAUUUCCUUCUUUGGAAUUUAUUCAAUGUUUCGCGCUUCGAUGUGUUUUUUUUAAAAGAAACGCAAAAGUUGCGUAGGUCAGAUAUGAAAAAUUCUAAUAAAAAAAUUUCUUUAUUUAAAACUUAAUCACCUCUGGUUUUUUUUUUGCGCUUUUUGCAUAUGAAUAACUAUCAAUAAAAAAAGUGAACAAAUUAAAUUCAAAAUGAGCUUUUUUAAUUCUGAAUGUAAAGAGCGCAGCUGCCUUUAAGCCAUUAAGCCCAAGAUUAGCAAAAAUUUGCGCUAGAAUGAACUCUUGCAGAAACCAAAUGCUUAACAGGGUGUGAAAUUACUUCUACGGUGUAAUACAGGCACUUGCCUAAAGCGGUGAUAGGCAUUCAAAAUUAGCCUGCAGUGCAGGCGUUAUUUUGGGCGGCGAAAACUGCUUGUUCGUGUUCCUGUUGUUGUAGCCGCCAUGUCUGAGUUUUUGACAUUGGAAGAUUGGGCAGAGUAGAAAUAGCAACCCUUAGGAUUGGUGCUGACUCGCCCCAUUUCCUCCUCUCUUUUGGAGUUUCAAAAUGGUGCUUUCGCGAGCAACAACAUCCGCGCGCCUGCGAAGAAAACGCCUGCACUACAGGCUUAUUCAAAAUUGACACAUAAAUUAAUUUUGGCGCUGAACACCAUCUUGGUUUUUCAAUGUAGAUACGUUUUUCAUGUUUGUUUUUGUUUUAUUUUGUUCUUCUCAUUGCUGGAGACUAACUCUAUGGAAUGGGCCUCACUUUGAAAUAUUAAGUGGCUAAUGUUUAUUCAGCAUUGAUCGAUCUUCGAAAAAAAAAUCCAUCUGUCUGUGAAUGAUUCUUUACUUUACUUUACUUUUAGACUGCAAAGCAGUCGGGUUUUUCUCUUAAAAUCGGUUUAGGGUAGAAUAAGAGCAGCGUGAGAGCCUCACGCGCGAGCCUCAGUCUCGCUCUCCGUUCUCAGCUUUUGUUUGACUGUUCGUGCCUACUUGAAUACGCAAAAAGUACGGACUAUUUUGCAGUCUACUUUACUUUGAAUUCCUUUAUUCGAAGACCGAUUGAAAUACCAGGCUCGCUCUGCAAUCUAUUCUGCUGCCAUAACUUAAAUUUCAGAGUCAGUAGAGUCUCAUUUGAAAGUAAAUUUAUGUUGAAACGGUCUCCGGAUCGCCUCCUUCUUAUUUGACAACUAAUUAGAAGAUAGACUGAGGGAACCAGUUGAAGACCUUAUAACUGAGAAAGUCGCGACUGUGCUCAUUUAUCAUCUCCUCGCCUUCUAAUUUAUUACAUACGUGCGAUCUACGAUACGAUCUGCAGUGGGCUGCUGUUCCCCCAAGUAUGAUAGAAUUGUUAUUAUCGUUAUUAUUUUUAUAAAUAUUAUUGUUAUUAUUUUCAAAAAAAUUCUUGCUCAAACUAAAUCACCCAUACCCCCCAUACCACCCUCGCGAGUCACAUAAUCAACCACAUAGGGGGUGGGGGAAGAGGCAGGUUUGACACCUUUAUUUAGUAAAUGCCAUCCAUCAACAAAAUGGCUGGCGCGCGUUGAUCAUGUGGUUUUCAAGACUAAAGUUUUGUAUUUCAAGAUUUGAAAUACGCCGAUAAAAGACACAAAUGUUAAGAGAAAGUUCAAAAGAAUGCUCAGUUUCCAUUUUGCGGAAAAACGAGAGCUUUUCGCUAUGAAAUUGUGUUUCGAGGAAUUCAACCACAGGUAGCCCAAGCUCGAAAUAUGAGCAUCGGGCGAGCAUCGGCAUUGUUGCGUAACAUUCAAGUAUGGGGAAAAAACCUAUCGUUUCUGUAACCCACGAAAAUGAAAGGAUUUCAAUAAAAAAACAACUUACCUUACUGAAAAUUUGUGUUACAUCUGUCCUGUGUUGUCCACGGGCCGAUUUAUGGCCGUUUUAUGGGUUUUUAUGUAAACGGUUUUCUCUCUAUGUAAAGGUUUACCAAGGUUGGGCACUCAAGCGAAGCGGCUCGACUGAUCCACCGAAGGAAAACGGGCGUAAAAUCGCUCCAACUGCUCCAAUGGCCUCCAAAUUCCGCCUAGGUAACACAUAGCCUGAGUAUCAGGCCUUUUCUCCCAGAAACGCCUGAUACUUAGGCUAGGUAACACCCCGGGAUUGGCACCCCGUUGUAAAAAAAAUUUUCCCUAAAAUUGAUACCCCGUUCUAGUAAUGGGCCAAUUUUUUACACCCCGUUCUAGAAUUCGCCCUAAAACUGAUACCCCGUUCUAGAAAUUGGCCAAUUGUUUAUACUCCGUUCUAGAGAGUUUGUCAAUUGAAAUAGCACUGUUUUUUUUUUAAAAAGAUAUUUCUUUAUUUGUUCGACUUAUACAUCAAAUAAAUGCUUCUUCAUAAUCAGCAACAAUUUUAAGCAGAAGAUAAAGCCGCGAUCCACAAUUUUUUAUACCCCGUUCUAGAAAACGCCUCUGAAAUGGAUACCCCGUUCUAAAUCAGGAGCUUCAAAAUCACGACGCCGUUGGGCGGCACAUACCUGUCAGUAGGUAAUGUAUGGGAGUACCCCCCCCCCCGGGGGGUAACACACGAUAGUUCUCCUUUCGUGACUCUUGCUUGCGAAUGGGUGUAUGUUGUGUUAAAAAAAAUUUACAAAGUAAACGGUUUUUCUUAAAAGAGAGAAAAACGUUAUGUUUUUAAAUAAAAUCGACUUACCUUAAUGCCUUGUUGUAUUCUUUGUUGUUUGCCCGCGUCUCAGGCCGUUUUGAAGCGUCUUGAUAAAGCAAAUGCGGUCUUGACAAAACCUCUCGAGGGGACCCGGGAAGCUAACGGGUUUGUUUGUCGACUGCAGACCGCUGGCUACCUUCGCCCGGCUUAGUUCGAGCGAAGACAGUCGGUUUGCGAGGCGACCAGCUUGAAAACCUGCGGAUUUUAGUAGCGUUAGAUUUCACGUGUAGUUUCACGUGACUUUUGAUGACCCUUGUUGUAAUUGUUCUCUGUCACACUACUGUACUUGUCCGAACUACAACUCGCUAUUUUAAGUUCGCGCUGACCUGUAAAUGUUAUUUCCCUUUCGCUGUUUGAAACUCGACAAGUUUAAGGUUCACAAAUGUCGAAGCAGAAAAAUAAGAACGAUUUUAAGGCCACGAGGAUGGCAGAAAUGUAGGAACGAGGAGUGCUUGUAGUGGAAAUUCUCGCCUCAGCAGCUGAAAUGCUUUUAUAAACAUUGGAACUAAAACCGGUGAUGUAGGCAAAUUCUUUUUCUUUCGUUGGCACGUAGCGAAAGCUACAACUAGUUUUAGUUACCCGACUUACUAUGCGAUCGGUGAACGAGUCCACUGCAGUUUGGAGGAGCCUAGUUCGACAUUCGGGAGCCGUUCGAGCAAGAGAUAAAUUGCAUCGCUAGUGAACGAUCUGUGGGAGGAUUUGCGAAUCAAGUGAAUGGACAUGGAACUGCAACAUCUCUGCUUUGAAUUUCUGGAGGAAUUGAGGCCGGGGGUAAUUUUCCAGCGGAUAUAUUCGCCUCGAGCGACGGGCACUCCGGAAAUCACUGUUCGGCCUAUAUAGUCUUUCUCUUAGCAGAGGAACACCAACAUAGCGCUAACUCGCCGAAAACGCCUCAAAACGGCCUGAGACGCUGGCAAACAACAAAAAAUAUAACAAGGCAAUAAGGUAGGUCGAUUUUAUUUUAAAAAAAAAACACUUUAAGCCUUUGUAAAUAACCGUUUGUAACACAACACCGCUCGCAAGCAAGAGUCACGUCCGUGUUCCUGUAGUGAGCUUGGGCCACAACCUCCGAAAAUCGUAGUUAAACUAUUAGAAAACCUCCGAAUAUUUUAGACGAAGGGAGCGGUUGUCCAGAAAUUUUUAGCUUUUCUUAAGCUUUAGAAAGUCCUAGGUAAUAUUUGCUCCUUCGAACAGUUAUUAAAAAAAAAAUAAAAUAAAAAAGGAGUCGCUGCAUGGGUGUCCCUGAGCGUAGCCUGCUAACCGCAGACGUAUUUCCGGUGGUUGCAGGUUACCCUGAGCGAGGUUUCUGAAGAAACUUGAGGUACAUUCUGUAUACUCUGUGGUCAAGGAAAGGACGUUCUUAAAAGGGAUUUUUUGUAGUUAUAAAGGUUUCAUGGAUGUUUUGUACAUUUUUACAUCGGCGUGAAAGAAAACCACAAAAUGUGCAUUUGAAAUUUAUUCUUUACCUUGUGCUAAGCCGAUUCCACUUGCGUGAACGGAUCCACGAUCCAGUUAGUGUUACGCGAAUUGCUUUUUAGGAUUAACUAAUGGGUUUUUGAAUAAAAAUUUUCAAGUAAUUUAGUUAUUCAUCAAUCAUUGCUCAUUCAUAACGUUAGCUCAAAACACGAUCUUGAGACUACUCCCCUUUCUUGAAUUAAAACUAAAAGUGUUGUUUUUGUACAUGUUUCAUUGAAUUAAUAUUCAUUUUCUUAUUCAUUACUUGCCAAUCAAGAAUUUUGCAAAGUGCUGAUGUUUUUCCAUAACUCGUGCCCUGAAAACAGCUGAAACCAGUUAAAAAAAAAAAUUGUUUUCAGUUCUUUGUUUACGGCUUUAUAUUCUCUCUGAAAACGUGAGCUUAUCUAAAAUGUAAAAGAGUUCUCUAUUCUAGCGACAGACUCGUCGUCUUUUCGAGCCCGAGUUUGUCUUUAAAAAAAGAAAAGGUUAAAGACUGGAUUAUAGUUAUUGGUUAGCGAAGACGGUUAAAUUUCACAUUUUUUUCAAUUCAGGUUCGUUUACGGGAUAUUUUUUCUUAAUCAUUUAGCCCCUCCCUCUAAAGGUGAACUGAUGCUGAAGGCUCCUUAUUUCUUUUUUUCGUUUGUUUGUUUGUUUGUUUUUUAAUUUGAUUGCUUUGAUCAUAGUUAUAGAAACGGAGGCUUCGCUUUUAGCCCUGGCUAAAUCUAUAUGUUAUUUUUAUGCACUGUAAGGGUGGUUUGUAUAAAUGGUAAGCAUCCCAGGUCUGAGGUUCUUUUUACACCCCACCCCACCCCCGCCCCCGUCUUCACCACAUUUUCGCUUUCAAGUCUACGGUGCUUAAAAUUCGGCUCACUACUAACAAGAGCAUUAGGAAUCUUAUGAAAAUUUUUCACCCCUGUUUGUCGUUAGAUGCGAUUUACCUUUCGUCUGGCUUCUCGAAGAUCUUAUUCGUCCUCUUAUGACUGUGAUCCGUAUAUCAUAAGCAGUGGUAGCCUUCUUGGUUCAGGAGAUUCAUGGACAGCAGAGUGUGCUAACUAUCCUGGCAACAAUUCACAGUGCAAUUCAGUUAUCAUAGGAAGCACUGGUUUUCGCUGUACAGACUACAGCAGCAGUGAGGAUUGGUCAAUGGGUGAAAACAACUUUACGCACACCUUCUCGUCGAUCCACGACAAAUGGAUUGUAAGGUAAGUUUUUGCAUUUUUAGAAACCAAUUAAUCCAAUAAAACUAAAAUAAUAAUAAAAAAAUUCAAAAGGUGAUGUUAAAAGCUUUAACCUAAUACCACAAUUUUCCACUUUUGUUUCGUUAACAGCUACACUAGUUGCUGUUGGAUAUCUUUAUCUCGAUAUGGAGGUGGUAGUUGGCUUGUAUCGACGAACGUUAACCUCACCAGACGGUCGGAUAAUGGCAGAAUUAACUCUUCUCCUGUAUCAAGAAGCCCUGCUAUUGUCCGAUGGCAUGAAGGCUGUUCCCAGUCUCUACGAAUUCCAGUAGAAGAUGCAGACGGAGAUGUGGUAAAGUGCCGAUUAGCGACUUAUUCAGAGUCCUACGUGUACAGCGACAGUUUUCCAUAUGGUAAUCUCGACGAGGUAACCGUGCUGGUGAUUUAUGUGCUUGUUUUUCCGUUCUUUUUAUGCAACAGAGAAUUAUUUACCCUAAUGCGUAAAGUUAAUUCUAAUGCGUUAAUUCAAUAAUGCUUAAAGUUACGGAUCACAGUCAUAAAAGCCCCGUUACCUCUGGUAAAGGAAAUGACCGCCGGAAUAGAAAUACAAGGGGACACAGGAGGCUAUGGAAAAAAAUGAAGCCAAACAUAAACUUCAGUAGUUAAUGGCGCACUUAUUUCUACCGAUAGCCUCUACCGUUGACGUCAUUUUACAGAUAUUGUAAACGUCUUCCACAUUUGGUCAACGCUAUAGCUUGAGUUAAAAGGAAUUAGCCGGGGGAAUUCAGCCAAUUUGCAUGAAUAAUAAUGGAAUAACUUUCAAUGGAAAUUAAAAAUCUUAAUUUUAACUGAUGAGAAAUAUUUUUCUCAACAGAAAAGCUGUUUGCUGACAUAUAAUGGCACCAGUGGCACGACUGGUACUUACGCUGUAGCUCUGACCUUAGAGGACUUUCCAGCAGGAACUACAAAUUUCGUCGGCGUUACUCCAUUCAGUGCUGUGGGACUACAGUUUCUUGUCAUAAUAAGCAGCCAUAUUGGUUCUUGUAACAAUGUUCCUGUAUUUACUCCUUCAACACCUAACGAUGGAGAAUGCACCGAGGUGCAGAUUGGUUCAGUGUACAGAGCUGUGAUCGAGGUCACACUUGCAGACUUCUCCAAACAGUGAGAGUUUUUUUUUGUUAUAAUUAGGGGUAUGCUGCCAAGCAGUCCAUACUUUUGCGCAGUCGGGAACGCACGGAAAGUCAAACGAAAGGACUAGAGCGAGGCUAAACUGAACGGAGAGUAUAUUAUGUAGCUAAUUGUAAAAUCAUAACUAUCAGUGUAUUGGUGCGCAAACCGUGUGGGAACUACAGAUAUUAUGACAAAAUACUAAAAUAAAUAAUUGAAGUCACUUCAAUUUAUUUAUUUAUUUUAGAACCUAAGGAAAAGGGCACAUGAAAUCACUUUAUUUGUUUCUUAAAUGAUUCAACCAUAUUUUAUAUCAAGGCAUUUUUACGAAAAGAAGGACGCUGAAAACUUUGCGUGACCAAGACCUGCGCGUGGCGGCGCACUCGUUUGCGAAUUAGGUUGGAGAAAAUUUGGUGAAGAACUUUAUUUUCAAGAUCUGCCAAUAUAUAAUGAACUAAUAUCUCUUCAGCAAAGGAGGGGGAAAAAAACCGCCAUCCACUAAGUCAAUAAAGAGAAACAAACUAGGUAUUGAUUUGCAGGCAGGCGGAAGGGAAGGUGGUGGAAAAUGCUGAAAAUUGGUUCAAACAAUCGAUGUGAACAGCGUGAUGGUGAACGAUCGAAAGGGACGAGCGCAAGGAAAAGCACGCUUAAGAACGAUACCGUCCCGAACGCCCUAAAUUCUGAUUGGCUGGAAAAAAGAUAGGGUUGGAGCCUGCGGCCUUAGCCUGCAAACUAUUAUCUAAACAAUGCCUUGCCAUAAAAUCCCAUUAUGAUGCCGUCAUAACGGUGUCUUUUAUUUCAGCAUUGUUGAGAUAGUGACUUCGUCUCCACCUGGAAUGAAACUUACUUCUUUACGUUACAAUGGAGGAGUCUAUUACAGAAAUGUCACUUGGUAUCCCAGCCAAUAUCAAGUUGGACAGCAGGCGUUUUGCUUCAAAGCAGUUGACUCGUCAGGGUGAGAUGACCUAUUUUUUGUUUUUAGUUUCUUAGGGCGUUAUCCAUUCACCAAAAACUUUCGAUAUGGGGAUCCAUCGGAUGAAGAUUGUGUUCCAUUUGAAAAAUUUACCAUGCAUCUAUUAUAGAUGAGCUAAUAAUUAGCGAAAUACAUUUUCGAAUUAGUAAGUUUUUGAAAACCUCAUUUUCAAAAUGGCCGAUUGCAAAUGCCUGCAAAGACAGCUUUUUUGGGCGACAAAGUCAACAAACACUGCAGGUUAUUGCUGAAUACUUUCCGAUUUAAAUCGUUGCAAUAUACCCAGUUUGUCUAAUUUAUGACCUUUGGGUUGCUUAUAUCUUCUUUUCUUUCUUGUCUAGCAUGGGGAGUCAAUGGAGGUGCAUAACGAUUCUCGUCGGUAUAAGUAAGUAAACUCGUUAAUCCUCGGAGCUAUAUUGGGAAACGCUUACCUAAAAAGAGGGUCAGGAAAGAUGAAACCUCCCAGUUCGUUGCUUUGUCUUUUGCAAGUCUUGUGUACAAUUUAUAACUUGUUCGUGGCGCGCGCUUCCGCCACGCUUAUCAAAUGUCCACCUUGUCGUUACAUUGUGGCGCUUAUUUGAGGACGGCGCAAAUUUCACACUUCCCUUUUGAGAAUAAGACAGAUAAAGUCAAUACUUUUCUCUCUCAUUUUUGCAAAUGACAAGCAAAUUCUAUUUUGGCCCACAGGCAGUACCCCCCGCGUUAUUUUGGGAAGUCAAACUCCUCAAACUCCUAUCAGUACCAGCGCACCAGGCUAUAUCUGGUGGAGCAUACAGUUUGAUCGAGUGGUAAGAAUAAAACGAUUAAGCUUAGCAAAUCAUUUCACGUAUAUUCCUCUAUUUAUAGCUGUCAUCAUCGGUUAUUGUUGCUGUAAUGUAUUUUUUGCCUCCACGUUUUACUUUAAUCCCGAGUUUAUCCCGACCGUUACCUUCUCUUUCUACUGGCUCUCCUACUGACGCGGACUCUUUUUUUACUUUUAUGUUUUGUAUUCUGAGUCACUCGCUCAUCAUCCGAUCGUCAUCAUGCAUAUUGGCCUUCAUUAAAUAUAGAGUAACUUAUAAAAAACAUACUCUCUGGGAGCUUUUAUCUCGCAAGUAAUUCCGAUCUGUCUCCCUAACUCUAUAAGUCUUACUUGUUUCUUAUUUCUUCUUGCCUCUUGACAUCAUCAUGUUCUCCCUGUAGACUUCAGAUACUUAUUUUGAAUUCUUAAUUUCUAGGAAGAAACUGAAGACAAUCUUUGUCAAAAUUUGAGGCAAUAUGAUCUAACGUUUCUUUUCACACACAGAUAAAGAAGCCUCGCACUUCUUCCUACAUCCGGCUCGUUCUUCUUCCCAGUGGUCACACAGUUCAUAAAGUGGACACACUCUCUCAGUUUGCCAUAAUCAACAGUGAUCUUACCACCCUGUGGUUCGCAAUGCCUGAUGCUGCAUUAAGUAUGAACGGCUCGUACGCUAUUUUGAUGGAUCGUGGUGCAGUGGUUGGACAAGGUUGUUCUUAUGACGGACCACCCACACCAGGAAUAAAUGACCCAAGUGACUGGCAGUUCACUACUGGUGUUUGUCCCGUCGGCUAUGCCCUUGCCCCACCAGACUUUACUACUUGUCUAGGUAUGUAAAAGCAAAAAAGUGGAAUUGUAAGGCUAAUAAGUCGGUUUUGAAACCAAAAUUACAUCUUUUUAACUAAAUCCCCCUCAAGUUUCUCCAUCUAUGCCUUCGUGCUUUGUGUUUGCGGUAUUUAUUUACCGUAAAAUGUAGAUCAUAUCAAACCUACUAGCAGGUUCUUUUACCUGUGCCUAAAAGAUGGCUCAAGUUUAAGCCGAAACUCUUUUACAUUAAUAAAAGUCUUCCCUUCUUCAUCAACAAUGUAAAAGCAAAGCAAGAAUAAGAGGUCUUUCUUUUCUUUCUUUCUUCCUUUUUUUUUCGCUCUGUUACAUGAAAAUUUGACAAGAUUUCACCUUUAAAACUGAUUUCUUGCUAUACGGACUGUAAGGUGUUUAAUACCUGCUUCCUCCUAGAGUGCGCGCUUCGUUUUUAGAAGUUUUAGUUUUCAACACUUUACUUAACUUUUUUUUUCAGACAUCAACGAAUGUGGUUCUCACUCCAGAGUGAAGCGUAGUAUGCAAGGUGAGAUAAACGGUGAUUUAAACCUUUAAACUCACUUUCCAACUAUACUCUCGUUUCUUGUUCUUUGCUCUGAAACGGCACGGAACUGAACGUUUGCUCCACAGGCUAGAUGGGUAACCUAUUACGAUGACGUCAGCGUGAAAAUGCUCUUUUCAUGUACACGAAAUGUACGGUAAAAUGUACGCAUGACAUGUCUUUGGUUUUAAGACGCAAGUGAUAAGUAUACAAGGAUUUAUAAAAAAACAACUUCUUUAGGAUCGAUAACUAUAAAGGAGCUUGUAGAGCUCUAAAAUCAAUUUGGGGGCUUGGUCGAAAUUGCCAUUCUGAAUCAAAUUGUGGGAUUACUGAUUGUCUCAUUUUAUACAAGCUGUUUUAGACAGAAGACCUCAAGUCAUAUUUUGUAUGCUAAAUCAAGAGUUCUUUCUAACGCAGUUCCUCAAUCGACCUUUCAGGACUGAGACUUGUUGGAGGAAGCUGGAACGGAGAGGGAAGAGUUGAAAUUUUUUACAACGGCAACUGGGGAACUGUGUGUGAUGACAGCUGGGAUUUAGACGAUGCAAGAGUCAUAUGUCGUGAACUUGGAUACUCCGGUGCUGUUAGUGCUCAUAGUUCUGCACACUUUGGCUCCGGAAGCGGUCAAAUUUGGUUGGAUGAUGUCAACUGUUUGGGAAGUGAAACUUCCAUUGAAAAUUGCCCGCAUGGUGGUUGGGGCUCACAUAACUGCGGUCACCAUGAAGAUGCAUCUGUCGUUUGUUCAAGUAAGUAGUGAUCGCAAACAGGUCUCUGUUUAGUCUGGUUUUCAUGCACUAUUGAUGCAAGUCCAGCUUUUUAUAACGGUUCCUAUUACCUCGUGUAAAGGGUCUUUACCGUGUUACUUGCCGAGCUAAGAAUUUUUCUUUUCCAGCGCUUGCAUGUGGUUUGCGCCUAUAGCGGCGAGAAACGAGAAAAGGCGGCGGUUGUCACAGGGUAUGGUUGCCGACGUUUUGUUUUGGUUGAAGGUGUUUCGAUAUAGUUUUUCAGAGGCCAUACCGAUAUUUUUCAAUCGCUUGAAAAGUGAUUUUAUCCUUGUCUGAUCGCUAUAACAUUUUCACUAAUGAUUGACUAUAGAUUGAAAUUUGUCAAAAUGUAGGUUUUAGUAAAAUCGAUAUUACUAUCAAUGAUAACGUUAAACAAAAAACUUUGAAAUUGAUGAACGCCUAAUUUUGCGCGAUCUAGACCAGCUACUGAAAAUCCAACACUAGGAACUUUAAAAAUUUUGGUGUUCAGCAAAUAACCUCCUUAAGAACUAAAAAAUUCUGUGUGUUUGAAUUCGACUAAAAGGAAAGUAUAUUUUAAACCUUAAAUUUUCAAUAUCCGUGAUAGAUUAUUUAACAAAAACGUUAUAAAUGACUCAAAUUGCUCUUACGUAGCGUCAGAAUGCUGCUUAAUAUCAUAUUUCGAUGCUAGGAAAUUUUGAUGUAUUUUCGCUCUUGUGAUCUUAACAACUAAGGCUGCAUGCACACGGACGCAACAACUCCCAACAUUGUUGCGCCAACAAUGUUGGGAGCUGUUGCGUUCGUGUUGGCAGUGGUGUGCAAACGGAUACAACAACUCCCAACAUUGUUGGGACCUAUAGUGCAUCCUGGGAAGGAUACAACCCAUAAGUCUUUGUAAACCAUGUGUAAUAAUGAGUGUUCGUGGCCCCAACAAUGUUGGAAGAGCUGUGCAACCGGAUCCAUUUUGCUGCGCUACGCUUCGGCGAUCACGGAACAAAAGAAAUGUUGGGAGUUGUUGGCUGAAAAGUUUGACCGGUUUCAAACUUAGCGCAACAACAUGCAACAGGGUGUGUAAAAGGACGCAACAUGUAACAUCCAACAAUGUUGGGAGUUGUUGGUCAACAAUUUUUGCGUCCGUUUGCACGCAGCCUAACGCGUCUUUUUACCACCUGUUGAAGUGCAACUUCAUUCAAAAUUUGGACUUUUAGCGCUUUUUUGUACAUCUCUGAAACGACUGGAACGAAUUUUUUAAAAAUCUUUUCACAUAAUUUCAAAAUGUAUAUUAUAAUGUCUGAAACUUUCUUUAAAAUUGAUCCACUGCAACGCCUUGAAAUUUGAAGACAAACCUAUCCUACGAACCGGUCAGAAAUCCGCGUUGCAACAUUUACUGUUUUGACGUUAUGCUAAUUUUUCCAAAUAAAUGCGGACAAUACAUACAUCCAUGACUAGUACAUUUCAGUGUGAGUAUUGUCAAUGUUUUACAUUCAAAAGAUGCGAUAAAUUCAAACUAAAAUGUACUAGUCAUGGAGGUAUGUAUAGUGCGCAUUAUUUUUGGAAAAAUUAGCAUAACGUCAAAACAGUGAAUGAUGUAACGCAGAUUUUUGACAGGUACGUAGGGCAGGUUUGUCUUGAAAUUUUAAGAUGUUGCAGUGAAUCAAUCUCAAUGAAAGUUUCAGAGUGACCUUGUUAUAUACAUUAUGAAGAUUAUGUGAAGAGAUUUUAGAAAAAUUUGUUGGAGUCGUUUCAGUGAUAUACAAAAACGCGUAAAAGUUCAAAUUUUGAAUGAAGUUGCACUUAUACAGGUGGUGAGAAAACGAGUUAGCUUUCAAGAUCGCAAGAACAAAAAUUCACUAAAAUUUCCUAACAUCAAAAUAUGAUAUUAAGCAGCAUUCUGACGCUACUAAAGAGUAAUUUGAGUCAUUCGGUAGCUGGUCAAGAUCAUACAAAAUUCGGCUUUUAUCAAUUUGAAAGAUUUUUGUUUAUUGUUGUCAUUGAAAGUAAUAUCGAUGUUACUUAAAACUGCAUUUACACAAAUUUUUAAUCCAUAGCCAAUUACUGGUGAAAAUUUUAUAGCGAUCGGACAUAGGAAAAAACACUUUUAAGGCGAUUGAAAAAUGUCGGUAUGGCCUCUGAACAACUGUAUCGAAAUAAGUGAAGACAGAAUUAACUUACAUGUACGGCUGUUCUCACAAAUACAACAUCUAUGCGUUAACAUACGUGUCCAGAUUGUUUUAAAAUGCGUUUAAAUCGUUCUCGCGAAAACGGAGUAUUUUAAGGACUCAUUAGUUGGCAAGCAUGUACUGAAAACCUUAAGAAAGGUAGUGGCAAAUUCAGGGAAAGGAAAUUAUACCAUGUUUCGUAGGGGUGUAAGGCUGAAUCAAUCAAACCUUGAUCCAUUCAUUCUCUUACCUUGUUAAAAACGAAAGGUCAUUUCUCAUUAAUCUUAUCAUUACUCGUUUCCCACACAGAAUUUUUACCUUUUUAACAUGACAAAAAAGAUAUUUUUAAGAAAAUGUUGGCGCCACCGACACAUUUAGGCUGCCCGUCCAUAACGCUCACGCCUUUCUUAAAGAUCAUAAAUACUUAAAUUGUUGCACUGUAAGACUUAAGAUCCUGAAAACCAUAACUUAUUCGUUCAGCGGCACACACCCCUCAAUAGGUAGCCCUUGAUAAUAAUAGGCCUAUCUUCGACUUUAGCUGACGUUUCAGGACUGAGACUUGUUGGAGGAAGCUGGAACGGAGAGGGAAGAGUUGAAAUUUUUUACAACGGCAACUGGGGAACUGUGUGUGAUGACAGCUGGGAUUUAGACGAUGCAAGAGUCAUAUGUCGUGAACUUGGAUACUCCAGUGCUGUUAGUGCUCAUAGUUCUGCACACUUUGGCUCCGGAAGCGGUCAAAUUUGGUUGGAUGAUGUCAGCUGUUUGGGAAGUGAAACUUCCAUUGUAAAUUGCCCGCAUGGUGGUUGGGGCUCACAUAACUGCGGUCACCAUGAAGAUGCAUCUGUCGUUUGUUCAAGUAAGUAGUGAUCGCAAACAGGUCUCUGUUUAGUCUGGUUUUCAUGCACUAUUGAUGCAAGUCCAGCUUUUUAUAACGGUUCCUAUUACCUCGUGUAAAGGGUCUUUACCGUGUUACUUGCCGAGCUAAGAAUUUUUCUUUUCCAGCGCUUGCAUGUGGUUUGCGCCUAUAGCGGCGAGAAACGAGAAAAGGCGGCGGUUGUCACAGGGUAUGGUUGCCGACGUUUUGUUUUGGUUGAAGGUGUUUCGAUAUAGUUUUUCAGAGGCCAUACCGAUAUUUUUCAAUCGCUUGAAAAGUGAUUUUAUCCUUGUCUGAUCGCUAUAACAUUUUCACUAAUGAUUGACUAUAGAUUGAAAUUUGUCAAAAUGUAGGUUUUAGUAAAAUCGAUAUUACUAUCAAUGAUAACGUUAAACAAAAAACUUUGAAAUUGAUAAACGCCUAAUUUUGCGCGAUCUAGACCAGCUACUGAAAAUCCAACACUAGGAACUUUAAAAAUUUUGGUGUUCAGCAAAUAACCUCCUUAAGAACUAAAAAAUUCUGUGUGUGUUUGAAUUCGACUAAAAGGAAAGUAUAUUUUAAACCUUAAAUUUUCAAUAUCCGUGAUAGAUUAUUUAACAAAAACGUUAUAAAUGACUCAAAUUGCUCUUACGUAGCGUCAGAAUGCUGCUUAAUAUCAUAUUUCGAUGCUAGGAAAUUUUGAUGUAUUUUCGCUCUUGUGAUCUUAACAACUAAGGCUGCAUACACACGAACGCAACAACUCCCAACAUUGUUGCGCCAACAAUGUUGGGAGCUGUUGCGUUCGUGUUGGCAGUGGUGUGCAAACGGAUACAACAACUCCCAACAUUGUUUGGACCUAUAGUGCAUCCUGGGAAGGAUACAACCCAUAAGUCUUUGUAAACCAUGUGUAAUAAUGAGUGUUCGUGGCCCCAACAAUGUUGGAAGAGCUGUGCAACCGGAUCCAUUUUGUUGCGCUACGCUUCGGCGAUCACGGAACAAAAGAAAUGUUGGGAGUUGUUGGCUGAAAAGUUUGACCGGUUUCAAACUUAGCGCAACAACAUGCAACAGGGUGUGUAAAAGGACGCAACAUGUAACAUCCAACAAUGUUGGGAGUUGUUGGUCAACAAUUUUUGCGUCCGUUUGCACGCAGCCUAACGCGUCUUUUUACCACCUGUUGAAGUGCAACUUCAUUCAAAAUUUGGACUUUUAGCGCUUUUUUGUACAUCUCUGAAACGACUGGAACGAAUUUUUUAAAAAUCUUUUCACAUAAUUUCAAAAUGUAUAUUAUAAUGUCUGAAACUUUCCUUUAAAAUUGAUCCACUGCAACGCCUUGAAAUUUGAAGACAAACCUAUCCUACGAACCGGUCAGAAAUCCGCGUUGCAACAUUUACUGUUUUGACGUUAUGCUAAUUUUUCCAAAUAAAUGCGGACAAUACAUACAUCCAUGACUAGUACAUUUCAGUGUGAGUAUUGUCAAUGUUUUACAUUCAAAAGAUGCGAUAAAUUCAAACUAAAAUGUACUAGUCAUGGAGGUAUGUAUAGUGCGCAUUAUUUUUGGAAAAAUUAGCAUAACGUCAAAACAGUGAAUGAUGUAACGCAGAUUUUUGACAGGUACGUAGGGCAGGUUUGUCUUGAAAUUUUAAGAUGUUGCAGUGAAUCAAUCUCAAUGAAAGUUUCAGAGUGACCUUGUUAUAUACAUUAUGAAGAUUAUGUGAAGAGAUUUUAGAAAAAUUUGUUGGAGUCGUUUCAGUGAUAUACAAAAACGCGUAAAAGUUCAAAUUUUGAAUGAAGUUGCACUUAUACAGGUGGUGAGAAAACGAGUUAGCUUUCAAGAUCGCAAGAACAAAAAUUCACUAAAAUUUCCUAACAUCAAAAUAUGAUAUUAAGCAGCAUUCUGACGCUACUAAAGAGUAAUUUGAGUCAUUCGGUAGCUGGUCAAGAUCAUACAAAAUUCGGCUUUUAUCGAUUUGAAAGAUUUUUGUUUAUUGUUGUCAUUGAAAGUAAUAUCGAUGUUACUUAAAACUGCAUUUACACAAAUUUUUAAUCCAUAGCCAAUUACUGGUGAAAAUUUUAUAGCGAUCGGACAAGGGAAAAACCACUUUUAAGGCGAUUGAAAAAUGUCGGUAUGGCCUCUGAACAACUGUAUCGAAAUAAGUGAAGACAGAAUUAACUUACAUGUACGGCUGUUCUCACAAAUACAACAUCUAUGCGUUAACAUACGUGUCCAGAUUGUUUUAAAAUGCGUUUAAAUCGUUCUCGCGAAAACGGAGUAUUUUAAGGACUCAUUAGUUGGCAAGCAUGUACUGAAAACCUUAAGAAAGGUAGUGGCAAAUUCAGGGAAAGGAAAUUAUACCAUGUUUCGUAGGGGUGUAAGGCUGAAUCAAUCAAACCUUGAUCCAUUCAUUUUCUUACCUUGUUAAAAACAAAAGGUCAUUUCUCAUUAAUCUUAUCAUUACUCGUUUCCCACACAGAAUUUUUACCUUUUUAACAUGACAAAAAAGAUAUUUUUAAGAAAAUGUUGGCGCCACCGACACAUUUAGGCUGCCCGUCCAUAACGCUCACGCCUUUCUUAAAGAUCAUAAAUACUUAAAUUGUUGCACUGUAAGACUUAAGAUCCUGAAAACCAUAACUUAUUCGUUCAGCGGCACACACCCCUCAAUAGGUAGCCCUUGAUAAUACUAGGCGUAUCUUCGACUUUUCAGGACUGAGACUUGCUGGAGGAAACUGGAACGGAGAGGGACGAGUAGAGAUAUUGUAUAGCGGCAGCUGGGGAACUGUGUGCGAUGACAGCUGGGAUAUGGACGAUGCAAGAGUCGUAUGUCGCGAACUUGGUUAUCCUGAUGCUGCUAGUGCACUACAGUCCGCCCACUUUGGUGCUGGAAGUGGUCAAAUCUGGUUGGACGAUGUCAGCUGUGCGGGAAGUGAAGAUUCCAUUGAGAAUUGUCCACACAAUGGAUGGGGCUCACAUAACUGCAAUCACAAUGAGGAUGCAGGGGUCGUUUGUUUAAGUAAGUUACAUGUAAUACGAUCCAAA